UACCCGUAAAACGUCUAUGCACCUCUUUUCUGUACUGUUUUGACAUUCGACAGCCGAGAGUUGGGUUGCAGCAGCUGAAGCGCCCGCCCGCCCACCCGCCGUUCCCGAGGGAAGCCCUGCCGAAACGUCGAUCAGCAGUCACCGAAACCACCUGCGAGCCACCUCACAAAAAAGUCGCAGCCCCCAAUUCUCUUUGUUUGAGCAUUUUGUUACCUGGAGUACACUUUAUAUGGUCACUCAGCUUCAGACGACUCACUGCCAAGCGUAUCGUCAGCUUUUUAGCGCUAGCCGCCCACGUGCCGCCAAACCAAAGCCAAGUUGUGUUCCCUGGUCGUUUUUUUUGUUCAGCAAUCAAUCCCCGUUUCUCAUUAGCCUGCCGCCAUAAUCGCUCGGUGUCUUUGUUUGUUUUUGCGCCAUACGAAUGGGCCUCGACGAGCACUACCACGCGACCUGACCUGUCCUGACUGCACAAAUACGAACGAGUGCGCGCACUAAAGCGCUCGACGACAAGUUUUUUUUUAUUUUGGUUUUUCUUAUUCAAACGCCUUCUCUUAUAGGGUUUGGGCGACGUGAAGAGGAGACGAACAAGAGGCAGGGACAGAGAUACGAGCAAUAUAUCGCCAGAGUAAAUCAGACGAGAAAAGCACGCUAAGGGCGAUCCAGAACCGGGCAGGCUCGCCGGCGUCUCAGUCAUGUCAUACGACGGCGGCUACCCACAACAACGGCCCUACAACGGCCCAGCUGCGCCACGCCCGCCCCCGCAGCGACAGUAUCCUCCGGGCCCUAACGGACCGCCAGGUCGACAGUUCGCAGGACCACCUGCCCAAAAUUACAACUCGCCUCCGCAAGCGUAUGACCAACAAUACCAUGAUGGAUACGGCGGCUAUGAUGAUUAUGGUGGUCGUGGCGGAGGGUACGGCGGUCCCGAGUAUGACCAGCAGUACGACGAUAUGAACUACCAGAGAGGGCCACCUCAAAACUACCCACCGCACGAUCAAUACGGCCCCGGGCCUGGACCUGGACCUAUGGGGCCAGGGCCAGGGAGGGGCAGGCCGAUGCAAGGCCCCGGAGGACGAGGGGGCAUGCCGCCGCGUGGACCUAUGCCGCCUCGUGGCGGUGGACCUGGUCCUGGGCCGGGCAGAGGAUUUCAUAAUGGCCCUGUGCCUGGUCGCGGAGGGGGCCCAAACCCUCUUCAGCGUUCCGCAACAGCGGAUCCCUUUGCUGGGCGUGGCGGCGCACGCGGACCCAUGCUUAGCCCCCAGGAGAUGGGCUUUGGGGGCGCUUUCCCUGCUUUCCCCGGCCAGCGUAAAAGAACGGAAAUCGACGACGAGAACAAGAUUCUAGAGAAAAUGGGUGGCAUGGCUAUCCAGGAUCGAACAGGGCUAGGGGAUGCGCCGCCGCCACCAGCAAACAGGGGGGGCCCUAUGGGUCCACCUGGUCCCAACGAUGGGCCAAGAGGUCCGCCGCAGCGAGGUUUUAGCCAAGAUCGUGGAUAUCCGGGCCAGCGUGGACCGCCAGGUUCAGAUGAAGGCUACGGUGCUCCCGGGGACUUCAGGGAUGAGUUUGGGCCUCCGCAACGAACUAUGACUAUGCCUAACGACCCACGAGCCGGCCCUGGUCCGCGUGGCCCUCCGCCUGGGCGCGCCGAAACUGCUCCCUAUCCUGGACCUGGACCCGGGCCAGGACCCGGACCCGGACCGGCAGGUCGGGGUAUGGGAAUGGGUCUACCGGCUAGACCGUCCACGGCACAGGGAAUGCGCGGUCCACCACGGGGCUAUCCAGCUAACGGCAUGCCUCCGCCUCAGGCUCCGCUGCGGGAAGAUGGGCAGUACCAGCGAGGCUUUGACGAUCCUAACGAUGGCUAUGGCCAGCAAGCCCAGAGGCCUGUCUCUUUUGACGAUUUCUACGACUACUAUGACAACCCUCCCCAACAACAACAACAGCAGCAACCAAGAAACGACGGCAUCGCCGAAAUUCCCGACUUUAAUCGAUCGGCAAAUCAUCUGCGUAACGGCUCGAUGGACCAACACAUGCGCCAGCAACCUGAAGGCCCACAAGAGCGUGGAGGCCUAGGCAGGCAGCCUGAUCUCAACAGGACAAAAUCUCAACCUGAUCUACGGCAGCCUCAAGCAGCUGUCUUUGAGAUGGUAGGUGACGUGCCACCGAUUCCCAACCAGUACAAGCCGUACCCGGCUGGCCAACCUAAUGGUCCUGGUCCCGGUCCUGGUCCCGACGGCUAUGGUCAAGGCUAUGACCAAGGCUACGAUCAGGGUUAUGACCAGGGAUACGACCAAAGAAUGUCUGGCGGCCAAGGCCUUCCGAUGGGCCCCGCACCUGUUCGGGCCGGAAGCGGCGCAUCGACACAGUCUGCUCCCCUUCCUGGUCAAAAUGCAGACAACCUUCCCUCUCACCCGGCUCCGAUUCGGCCUGGGUUGAUGCAUAAUUCAGUGGCAAGUCAGAUGAUGAACAAGCCGCCGCCCGUCCGGCAUUACAACAACACACCGCCAAUGAACUCGAGCAUGUCCGCUCCGCCUGUCUCUCAAAUAAGUGCCCCUAUGGCACCCCCACGGCCGGAGCCGCAAGCCUCGGUCACUGUUGAGGAGCUUGAGCACCUCAGGGCGGUCAUCAAGACAGACCCUAAUGACCAAAAUUCGGCGCUGAGGCUGGCUAAGCGACUGGUUGAGGCUAUGGAUGUUUUGGUACCCAACAUACCUGAUCCUAGGGGGCGACAAAAGUCGCGUGAACGUUAUGCAAACGACGCGCACAAGAUACUCAAGAAGCUUUCUCAUGCACAAAACGCAGAAGCUAUGUUCUUUAUGGCUGACUGCCUAGGCCGAGGCGUCUUCGGGCCGGAGCCUGACAACAAGGAGGCCUUCACUCUAUACCAGUCGUCAGCCAAACUGGGCAACGCAGCCGCGGCGUACCGAACAGCUGUUUGCUGCGAGAUCGGACACGAGGAAGGUGGCGGAACCAGGAAGGACCCCCUCAAGGCAAUCCAGUGGUAUAAGCGUGCGGCCAUGCUGGGCGACACGCCUGCCAUGUACAAGGUCGGUAUGAUUCUACUCAAGGGUCUUCUCGGACAGCAGAAGAACCCCCGUGAGGCGGUGGGCUGGCUGAAGCGGGCGGCGGAGCGCUCGGACUCUGAGAAUCCACACGCGCUUCACGAGCUAGGUCUCCUGUACGAGAGCGCCCAGCCCAACGACGCCAUCGUGCGCGACGAGGGCUAUGCUUUUAGCCUCUUCAGUCAGGCGGCCGACCUGGGAUACAAGUUCAGUCAGUUUCGACUUGGAGCGGCGUACGAGUACGGGCUUAUGGGGUGCCCGAUCGACCCGAGGUCCAGUAUCAUGUGGUACAGCAAAGCGGCGACGCAGGAGGAGCACCAGUCGGAGCUGGCACUGUCAGGUUGGUACCUGACAGGUUCCGAGGGUGUCCUGGCGCAGAGCGAUACCGAGGCGUAUCUAUGGGCGCGAAAGGCGGCGCUGGCAGGUCUGGCAAAGGCCGAGUAUGCCAUGGGUUACUUCACCGAGGUCGGCAUCGGCGUCCCUGCUAAUCUGGAGGAUGCCAAGAGGUGGUAUUGGAGAGCUGCUGCCCAGGAUUUCCCCAAAGCUCGCGAACGGCUUGAAGAUCUCAAGCGGGCUGGCAAGAACGGCCCCAUGCGGCAGCGGGAACGUAUAUCUCGAAGCACCCCGAAACAGGAGGGAGAAUGCGUGGUCAUGUAAUACGCAUCAGCUGGAAUCCUGAAAGCAACGGGAGAUGAUGCGACGCGCUGAUUUUUCUUCACCCGUAUCAUUUCUCUCACUUUAUUUCCACGGCGGGAAUCUUAUGAGCAAAAGAUUUUAUACUUGUUUGGAGUAUAUGCGUCCACGUUUUUGAAUUUGAUCACGGGGAGUCAUGGCUAUGGAAAAAAUGGCUUUCCUGUUAUGUUUCUUUUCUGACUCAAAAAUAGUUCAAAAUCCUUUGAAUUUUGCGUAUUCUGCACGAGAAAAACAAAAGAUCAAAUAAGGGGAGGAUGGACAAACAUUUUUCUUACGUUUUCUUUUUUUCUUUUUCUUUUUUUUUCUCUCUCAAGAGAUGGAAGGAAUGGGCUGCAUACCGGGUAAUUCAUGUACGUUUUAUGGUAUUUCUUCCGGUCUAGGAGUAGCAUAGGCUUCUGGCAGUCUGGCGUAAUAUUUUCUAGGUUUCAAUAUGAUGUAAAACUAUAGCUUCGUUGUCUGCUUGCUUUGCAUGCAUUUCCUGCCAAGGCCUUUGUUCGCAAUCGUCGAUUAAUCAAGUGCCUACUGUGACCC
Pyricularia oryzae 70-15 is the source of this 4286-nucleotide messenger RNA. RefSeq lists its product as uncharacterized. The record is from RefSeq and is a predicted model, not a curated record. The transcript has 3 exons. Gene Ontology annotation, biological process: amine metabolic process. NCBI's taxonomy places the organism in Eukaryota, Fungi, Ascomycota, Sordariomycetes, Magnaporthales, Pyriculariaceae. Bases 693 to 3719 code for a protein of 1008 amino acids. Gene Ontology annotation, molecular function: primary methylamine oxidase activity; quinone binding; copper ion binding.